AUGGGUUUCCCACGACCGGCCAAAAGAAGGGCGCGCAUCCAGACCGCAUGCGAAAGAUGCAAGACACGCAAGAUCAAGGCACGUAUUCGUAUCCCAGCAUGCUCAAACUGCAGAAAAGCUGGCUCUGCAUGUGUGACGGAACCUACCCGGGAGAAGCAGCAUGAGGCCUCUAGGGCACUUCAAGAUCGUGUUCGGUGGCUCGAGGAAAUUGUCAAGACACGUUGCUCAGACGUCGACUUGAUGCAAGGACCGAGGAACUUGAUCAACCCGCAAACCAACGCUCACGACGGGAUCUCGAUGAGCGGAGGCUCCGCAACACCGCAACUACAGCAAGCACCGGCUGUUGAUGAGCCUCAGCGUGAGAGCCUCGCACACGAGAUUGGUUUAGUGUCUGUAACAGCAGGUCAAGAUCCUCGUUAUGUUGGACCUUCAAGCGGUUACUCCUUUGCCAAGCUUGUCCUUGCAAGUGCUGGUCAACGGCGUCGGCAGGACGAACAUCCUCGUACUCAGAGCUUUCAAGCCACCUCAAUAUUGGAUAGGGAAACUUUCCGGGUCCCACCAGCGAAGAUGCCGCUGACUAUGGAGCAUUCCAUUCAACUUUCAGCAGCGUAUUGGGAGAACGUACAAUUUCAGUAUCCAUUUCUACAUUCGCCCACGCAUAGGAAGCUUGUAGAACAUAUGCACAGCUCAACGGCUCCUAGUCCGGUGGCUGCAUUUCAAGUAUAUAUGGUGCUCGCCAUUUCAACGACCAUCCUGUCCCGGCGUUUGAAAACUCCCCUCUCUGCAGAAGGUUAUUGUGCUGCAGCGAUGACCUACUUCGACCAGAUCCAGAUUGAGGGUUCCCUGGAAGGCCUGCAGUGUCUCUUGUUACUCCAGAUAUAUGCGUUGAACAAUUCUUCUUUGGGCCUAAAUUUGUGGUACCUCAAUUACCAGUGCAUUGCCUCAGUGCUCGAUCUUGGGCUGCAAAGAGAUGUGAGGGCCGGGAAGAGUUUGUCCAUGUUGACCCAAGAGAUGCGAACGCGAAUAUUCUGGGUCGUCUACUCCUUAGACAGGACAUUGGCAACGAUCAUGGGACGACCAAUAGGGUUAAGAGAUGAAGCUUGCGAGCUACGACUUCCUCAGGAUAUCGAUGACGACGCACUGUCUGCUUUGGAACCAAGACAACGCCUUGAAAACCACACUCCAUCAGAUAUCACACUAUCAAUCCAUCUGAUCGAGCUUGCGCAACUUAACUCGGAGAUCAAGUAUAUUGGCAACUGCAUCUCACGCAACGCACCACCACACAGUUAUCCUCAAGUUCCAGAUGUGCUGGCCUGGAAAGACGAUGUCCUUCGCAGACUUCGACACUGGGAAUCAAUGACUCCGUCGUGUCAUGGUACUCAAACCUACGUUGCAAAAUUGGUCGAGAUUAAGUAUCAUGAGGUUAUGAUGCUUCUCUUGCGACCCAGCCCUGCGAUACCUCAACCUUCUCAUGAGUCAUUAAAACUCUGUCAACAGAGCGCCCUGGCUGUCAUCCGUACCUUUGAUGGGCUGUAUCGUGAAAAUACCCUUCCAUAUACUUGGCCAACCAUUCAUUCAGUAUUCUUGGCAACUAUAUCCAUGCUGUACUGUAUCUGGAAAGUCCCAAGUGUGACGAGAACAACGAAGCUCGAAACCCUGAACGCAGAUCUAAAAUCGGCAUCAAGCAUCCUAAGUGCGCUUGGAGAGCACUGGUUUAGUGCAAAGCGAAGCCGGGACUUUUUGGAUGAGCUUUCAACAACAACAAUUCGAUGGCUGACCGAAUUCGAACUCAGGCAGCCGGCACCUUCAGUUCGCGCGGCCUUGGGAGCCCAGGAUACUCUUGGUGCAGGAAAUCAACAUAUUCCAUCGGAAACAAACAAUGGCAGCAAUGGAGGUCAGGCGCAGCUUAUUGAGGAGCGAGCAAGUCUUAUUAGCCCAUCCCCCUUCUUGGAUGUUAUGUUGAGCUCCGAGCCCUCGGCGUCCAUGCUAGGUUUCUUUGAUGAAACCAAUCAGGAGUUCGAUAUCGAUUCAAUCAUGCAAGAGGUCUUCAAUGACUACCAACUGGAUGUCGAAUUCCGGCAAAGUUUCCAGCUCGAAAAUGGGCAUUUUGUCAUGUAA
This is a messenger RNA of Hyaloscypha bicolor E, 2118 nucleotides long. RefSeq lists its product as uncharacterized. The record is from RefSeq and is a predicted model, not a curated record. Gene Ontology annotation, biological process: DNA-templated transcription; positive regulation of transcription by RNA polymerase II. The transcript has 4 exons. Lineage: Eukaryota; Fungi; Ascomycota; Leotiomycetes; Helotiales; Hyaloscyphaceae. Gene Ontology annotation, molecular function: sequence-specific DNA binding; zinc ion binding; DNA-binding transcription factor activity, RNA polymerase II-specific. The coding region runs from base 1 to 2118 and encodes 705 amino acids.